CCAACCCUACUCUCGCUAUAUUCCUCCUCCUCCCCACAAUCACUCCCUUUCCUCCUUUUGCUUACUCUGUCCAAACCUUCCUCAAACAUACAUACAUAUCUCUAUCUCUCUUUCUCUCUUUCUCUUGUCCCCUUCGGUCUUAAUCACGAUCUUCUCUACUUAUAGAGCCCUAAAGCCCAUCGAAGAAAUCGAUAAUAAGAAGUUAAAGUGGAUCGAAGACAUGGGAAGAGGCCACUUCCUGGUGAAGCAUCGAAAGAGGAGGAGAAGGAGGAGGACGACUUCGCCAGCUACGAGUCUUCCUUGUCCGAAACCGACGUUUCAGCCAUGGUCUCGGCUCUCUCUCGAGUCAUAGGAACGAGCCACCACGAUGGCCAUAGGCCGCAGCAACCUGCACCCGAAGCCGUCAAAGAGGAGCCUGCACCUCAGUCGACUCCUGAUCAAGAGAAUACUAGGAGAAGGCAUUAUAGAGGUGUGAGGCAAAGACCUUGGGGAAAAUGGGCGGCCGAGAUUCGAGACCCAAAGAAAGCAGCUCGAGUUUGGCUGGGGACGUUCGACACAGCCGAGGAUGCAGCCAUUGCAUAUGAUAAUGCAGCUCUGAGGUUCAAAGGCACCAAGGCGAAGCUCAACUUCCCCGAGCGAGUUCAACACCAACCCCAUGAGUUCGCGCGUUUCAUGGGCAGUAGUAGCAACGUUAAUCUCCGUGGACAAGUCAACAACCCCCCUCCGCCUCCACCUCCUCAGCAGCCGCCACCUCCGAUGAUGUCCCAUGAUCAGCAGUCGACAUAUUACCCGGACUUGAUCCAGUACGCGCAGAUCCUCUCGAGCAAUGACACAGAAUUUCCUCUCCUUAUGUCAAGCUUGUUGAGCCCUCAAGAUCCCUAUUUUUAUCACCAAAGUGGUUUUGGUUAUUCACAGUCGAGUUCGUCUCCAUCGAUGUCGACUUCCUCUAGCUCGGACUUUCAACGGCAAGGGAAGGAGUUUGACCCAAGGAACCAGUAAGGUGAUCGUUAGGGCCCCAAACAUUAAAACCUAAUGUUUUUACUGGGAUAGAUUUAAUAAUUCUUCGUGUAUGCAUGACGGUUGCUAAAAGUUAGCUUGGUUUUUAUCAAGCUAAGGGCUUGUUUUGAUUUUGAUUUUGAUUUUGAUUUUUUUGUUAUGGCUGGUGCCGAAAUUUCUAGGUAAUGAGAUCAUGAGAGUGUCAUCGUGUGAAAUUGAAACCCCUAUUAGGUUUCUCGGAUGACAGGAGAAAUUCUUCUGUGAUCAGAUUAUCUAAAAAUUAUUUAGUUCCCGAA
Molecule: messenger RNA, 1292 nt
Organism: Punica granatum (pomegranate)
Lineage: Eukaryota; Viridiplantae; Streptophyta; Magnoliopsida; Myrtales; Lythraceae
Source: RefSeq, a predicted model, not a curated record